CGUUUGUAUGAGAGAAAGAUCUUAAAAUGCAAAUCGAGCUCCCUGAGAUUACUCACACGAUAAAUAUGAUUUGACAAGUGACCUUCUAUCGAAGCAUCGCUUCAAUUUGUUUUUUUAUGAGACUAUGAAUCGAGGGAUCUCGUCAGGGAUGCAUUUCUUAUUUGUUAGUCGUGAACUCGGUUAAUUUAGACUUCGUAAUUUUUAAUUAACAUUUCCCCGUCUGACGCCCUGAGAUAUCCCAAGUAUGUCGUUAUUGUGACCCUCUUGGGGUGCGACGCUGAUGUCAUGGGACACAUCGUUGCGCCUGUAUUCUUUUAUUCAAUUCGUGGUCUCUUAACUCGAAUUUUACGAUCUUUCGUUUACUUUCGCUUUUACCCUAAUUAAUAUUAUUUUCCUCGUUGGACGAGAGAGAGAGAAAGAGAGAGAGAGAGACGAGGCAGGGGUCUCGUCACGGGCUGGAGAUCACGUGCGCCCUCGUAAUCUUUUUUUAUUUAAAUUUGUCAUUUGGUUGAAUUACCGUUUAUUGCGCCGAAGGCGACUUGAGGAUGCUUUGUGGCGUCUGAGGGAAAGACAGGUCAAACGAGCGACCUACUUGUUUACGCACUCUCGCGCGCGGGGAGGAAUUAUUUACAUUAAUUGCUCUUUCCUCAAUGAACGUGCUCGUCUUCGCAGAGAGUUCGCAAUCGGGGACAUUAGAUCCUGCGGCCUGUACGUGUACACAAGCGGUUGCCGAUGCAGUUCUCGGAAGUAUGUAGAACGAAGAACACGUUGGACGCGAUUAUUGUUGAAGUCAGGAGCAGGAUGUGGAUCGUACACUGCCAAAAUUUAGUGUUCAUCGCUUUUGUGUUCUUACCCUCUGUCGUUCAUGGUAUCCCGGAUUAUUCUGGAUUGCCACCGGGACCAUAUUGCGAGUCGAGGUAUCGUAAAGGCAGUUGCUGCGCAGGACGACAGGAUGAAUGCAGCGCGCCGAUUCUCAAGACGCUGUGUUAUUGCGAUGAUUUUUGUGUUCGGACCCGCGAGGAGGACUGCUGUCCGGAUUUCUGGAGCCAUUGCAGGAACGAGACGAUCCAGGAGUUAAGAAGAUGCUUCUUCCAAGGAAGAGAGUACGAUUACGGACAGACGUUAAAAGUUAAUUGCAAUACCUGUAAAUGCUCCUCGGUAGGCAAUAGUGCCGAAGUGCUCUGCGAGGAAAAUCGAUGUUUGAUCGAGCCGGAAUUGACGGAGGAGAUUAAUUUGCAAGAAUUCACUUUAGGAUGGCAAGCGGGAAAUUAUUCUGAAUUCUGGGGAAGAACUCUUCGGGACGGUGUGGAACUUCGUUUGGGUACUCUAAAUCCUUCGCAAUCCGUGUACAAAAUGAAUCCUGUGCGACGUAUUUACGAUCCGGACGCGCUGCCACGGAUGUUCGACUCCAGGACGCGCUGGCCACGCGAUAUAUCCGGAAUCCACGAUCAAGGAUGGUGCGGCGCGUCCUGGGCCGUGUCCACGGCCGAUGUCGCGUCCGACAGAUUCUCGAUCAUGAGCAAAGGCGCCGAGAACGUGGAGUUGAGCGCCCAACAUCUACUCUCUUGUAACAACAGGGGACAACAAGGCUGCAGAGGCGGUUAUCUCGAUCGCGCCUGGCUCUUCAUGAGGAGAUUCGGACUGGUAGACGAGGAGUGCUAUCCUUGGACCGGUAAGAACAAUCAAUGCAGACUACGUAAGAGAAGCAACCUAAAUGCCGCCGGUUGUCGAAACCCACCAAACCCGCUGAGAACAGAACUGUACAAGGUCGGGCCGGCCUACCGUUUGGGCAAUGAGACCGACAUUAUGCAGGAAAUCCUGACCUCUGGACCCGUACAAGCUACCAUGAAAGUCUAUCAGGACUUUUUCGUUUACAAAAGCGGAAUAUACAGGCACACUCGAAGCGCGGAGUUGCAUGAUUCCGGUUAUCAUUCAGUGAGAAUAAUCGGUUGGGGUGAAGAGCCGCGGUCUUAUCGCGGUCCACUCAAGUAUUGGCUGGUCGCGAAUUCCUGGGGAGAAAACUGGGGAGAGAACGGACUCUUCAAGAUCCAAAGGGGAAUCAACGAGUGCGAGAUCGAGUCAUACGUACUGGCGGUGUGGGCCAAGACGGUAUAAGAAAGGAGAGAGAACCAGGAAAAUACCAAAGUACUAGAAAUAUCCGAUCGUCAGAAUUCAUUGUUGGUGCAUUUAUCGAAUCUCCGUCGUCGGUCCGUCGUCGUGCGCAAUGAUGCGAUUGCCUCGAGGACGAUGAACGAUACAUCGAUCUUCGAAAGUAUGUGAUCCAGUAUCUCCGUACCUGCCUUAUUACACGUAUUAUCGGUAGGAAGGGAGGGAGGGAGAAACAAGGACGGACAGAGCUGUUUAUAAAUAUUUAAUAUAAGUACGUAUAGUCGAAAAAGAGUGUCGUCGUUAUUUUCUCAUUAUUCGUAGAUAACAAUAAUUGUCUGACAUAGAAACAGCGCAGGAUCGAUUCUUCGAUGUGUCGCGCAAGAGUCAUGUCUCCUCUCAUGUAAUAUCACUCAUAUGUCGCGGUGACUUCGACGUGUAAGAAGUGCCAAGCGCUAAUAAAUUUAUAAAUACGAAAUAAAUUUUAUAAGUACGUAA
Molecule: messenger RNA, 2604 nt
Organism: Pogonomyrmex barbatus (red harvester ant)
Lineage: Eukaryota; Metazoa; Arthropoda; Insecta; Hymenoptera; Formicidae
Product: putative peptidase C1-like protein F26E4.3
Biological process (GO): proteolysis
Molecular function (GO): cysteine-type peptidase activity
Source: RefSeq, a predicted model, not a curated record